AUGGAAACAUGGCAAGGGCAGUCAAAUCCUAAAAGCAACAGUGAAAAAUACAAUCCCGAAGAAGGUGGUGGUUCUGGCGUCCUCAUUGAACCUUCCAGAGGAUCAUUACAAAGUGGCCGGUUCCAUGGCCAAUUGAUGCAACCUGGCGCAUUUGGAACUUCCCUUAAUGUGAAUAAAGCUGGGGGCCAACAGGUUCUAAACAAGUAUUUGAUUAUUCAAGAAAUGCUGCAGAGUUGA
Molecule: messenger RNA, 237 nt
Organism: Ilex paraguariensis (yerba mate)
Lineage: Eukaryota; Viridiplantae; Streptophyta; Magnoliopsida; Aquifoliales; Aquifoliaceae
Source: the annotation of a GenBank genome assembly